This is a messenger RNA of Neopsephotus bourkii (Bourke's parrot), 2103 nucleotides long. RefSeq names its product autophagy related 12 (gene ATG12). Lineage: Eukaryota; Metazoa; Chordata; Aves; Psittaciformes; Psittacidae. Gene Ontology annotation, biological process: C-terminal protein lipidation; autophagosome assembly; autophagy of mitochondrion. The record is from RefSeq and is a predicted model, not a curated record. The transcript is spliced from 4 exons. Gene Ontology annotation, cellular component: cytoplasm; phagophore assembly site membrane; Atg12-Atg5-Atg16 complex. Bases 37 to 468 code for a protein of 143 amino acids.
CGCCGCCUCUGAGCGACUGCUCCCCUCUGGAGUAGGAUGGCGGAAGUGGAGGAGCAGCCGGUGCUUGCUUCGCCUCAGAGCGAGGAAAGAAGCGAAGCCGGGGAAGAAGCCCCUGACUGCGGGGCUGCGGCGGGGGCUGCUGACGCAGUCCCCCCUCCGGCCGGGUCGCCGGGCACCGAGGAGGCCCCUGGAGACAUGAAAAAGAAAAUUGACGUCCUGCUGAAGGCCGUGGGCGACACCCCUAUCAUGAAGACCAAGAAGUGGGCCGUGGAACGAACUCGCACCAUCCAAAGCCUCGUCGACUUCAUCAAGAAGUUCCUCAAGCUAAUGGCCUCUGAGCAGCUGUUCAUAUAUGUAAACCAGUCUUUUGCUCCAUCUCCAGACCAAGAAGUUGGGACCCUCUAUGAGUGUUUUGGAAGUGAUGGCAAGCUUGUACUGCAUUACUGCAAGAGUCAGGCAUGGGGAUGAAUGACAAGCAGUAGAAUUGUUUAGGUGUUGUCUUCAAAAAUGGAAAAGGGAGAAACUUUCUUAAAUUUGGCCUGUAAAUACACAGAAAGAAAGAUUUUAAUUUUUUUUCUGCUUAAAUGUAUAAAAAUUAUCCAGAUGAGUAGUGUAAAAGAAGACCUACCUAGGCUAUCUGAUCAUGGAACUUUUUUUUGAUGUACAUCUGAGGUACAGAAAAAAAUUGUAUUUGCCAUCUAUAAGAUGGCGCCAGCUUCCUUGCUGCCAAAUUCUGUUGCUGUAUCUGAAGGGAAGCUAUUUCAUAGUUGUCUGGAGGGCUGACUAGACAGCUCUGUCACUCUAUAUGCUGUACUGAAUAUAAAAGUUCCUUUUUAUUAAAAGGGAUUUUAUUGUAUAUGUAGCGUGGAAUUCAGUUUACUUCUGACAUGUUGUACAUUCAUUAUGUGGAUUCUAUUAUUUGUAAGGUCUUCAUCUUGAAUGUGAAUUAUCUUUUUUUUUCUUAUAAUUAAUAUGUAGGUGUUGGUAUAUAAUCUGAUUACCUCACACUGUGCCUUCAUCAUGUCAUUACUAUAAGUACCUUGUUUAUAUGGCACAACAUAAUGAUAGAUGUCAGAAAUACUUUUCAUCCUGCCCAAAUGGUAUAGUGUAUGUUGAAAGCUGAAAAUUGCAGCAGUUCCCAAGGUGCUUCUUCUGGCAGUGUUUAACAGCUAGUAUCUUUAUCUGAAUGCUGCAGCUAGCUGUUGCUUUGGUUAAUGAAGAAAUAGAUAGGAGUUGCUAUAAACUUACCAUCUAUAUAUUCUCCUUUUGGCUGCUGUUAUUUUCCUGUUUCAUCAGCUGCAUGUUCCUUCAACAAAAUAGAAUGCACUUUACAACAUUCGCUAAAUCCUUUAUUCAUUGCAGAGUUUGGAUGGGCAGGAUGGGGGUUUUUUUUGUGUGUGGAUUUAUUUUGUAUAUGUUGUACAAUCUUCUGUGUUUUAAGCCGAAUUAAAUCAAAUGUUAGCUCUUCACUUGCAGAGUGUUCUUAUGCUGGAGGACAGUUUUGGUCCCUGGCACAAAACACUUCUUCAGUACAUACAGGCAAAAUGGCCUGUUCUAGGUUAAAGUGUCCUUGUACAAUAGUCUUGAGCUGUUCAUUGCUGUUUCAUAUGUAAGUGGCUCUUUCGUGGUCACUGCAACCUGUGUACCAGAUUGUUUCCCUCCUUAGAGGACUAUUGGUGAACUAAUACUCAGCUUAACUUACUGGUGUUGCUGCAGUUUGCAUGCAUCCUGCAUACAUGGCACAGCAACACAGGCACGUGUUCUGCAUACUUGCUUGAUGUAUUUUACCACUUCUUAAGUGGAAAACCCAGAUUCAUUGGAUUAAGCUAACAAGGCAGAAUUUGUUGUAAACUUAAAUCUUCAAAUAAUGCAUACUGUUGCUGUUUAGAGCCCUGAUCUUAAGAAGAUUUGUCUAUUUAAGAGAACUGUUGUAGAGGUAAGCACUCUGAUUCCGUCCUUUUGAGGAAAUUCUCAACUAGUGAGGCCAGUGUAACCUUGCACAGCCACUAGAGGGUACACAAGGACAAAAGUAUUUGCAUUUUUUUUCAGAUCAUUUUUGUAAUAUGUCCACUUGCCAGCUUUACAAAUAUAAGUAGUUUGUUC